AUGGAGGAGGUUGGCAUUGAAAAAAGCAAGAAAAAAGAUGAUGAGAGAGGAGGAGGAGAGUCGGAGAAGGAGGGAGACAUGGGCCCCUCGUUACGCUCUGGGAUUACCGUCUGCCUGCUCAUCACCUUGGCUCAGGUGAUCGCCGUGAACGGCCAAGAAGAUGCCAAGAACGAUUCCUGUACAGAGGACGGCAAAGUCUACUCCAACAAUCAGAUAUGGAACCCGGACCCGUGUCGAGUCUGUGUUUGUGAUACGGGCACGGUGUUUUGUGAGGACGUGGUGUGUGAGGAUGUGGAUCACUGCGAGACCACAGAGAUCCCAGAGGGCGAGUGCUGCCCCGUGUGCUCGGCCGCAGCACAUUGGCCUGCCGCUCACACAGAAACUGACACCUGCACAGAAAAUGGAAAAGUCUACGCCCACAAUGACAUGUGGAACCCGGAGCCGUGUCGGAUCUGUGUGUGCGAUAUGGGGACCGCCGUGUGUGAAGACGUGGUUUGCGAGGACCUUGGCAACUGUCUGAAAACUGAGACCCCAGAGGCCGAAUGUUGCCCUGUGUGCUUGACUGAAGCUCCAUCAUCAGCUCCCAGUUCAGACCCCACAGCAGCUGCAGAUGAGAAGACAGAGGAAAGCUGCACGGUCGAUGGGGAGGUCUACCAGCACAACAACAUCUGGAAACCAGAGCCAUGUCACGUGUGCGUUUGUGACAAUGGUGUCGCCAUCUGCGACGAGGUGCAGUGUGAACUGGUGUCAAACUGCGAGAAGGUGGUGACCCCCGAGGGAGAAUGCUGCCCCGUGUGUGAGAACUUCGCCAGUGCCAGCAGGGCGAUAGAAAUGAUGGCCUUCAAGGGCCAGAAAGGUGAACCAGGUGAUAUCCCAUAUGUGGUGGGGCUUCCUGGACAUACAGGCCCCUCGGGUCCUCCAGGAGCUCAGGGAAGAAGUGGACAAAGAGGCUUUAAAGGCAGACGGGGAUUGAAAGGGCCUCAAGGAUUUGAUGGAGAGCCCGGAGUGCCAGGAAAUCCAGGAGAGGCGGGACCACCAGGCCAACCUAUCCACCCAGGGGGUAACCUGUUGUCCCAGAUGGCUGCAGGUUUCGGAGAGAAGUCCAGUGUGGCUGGGAUGGUGUCCGGAUCGAGGGGUGAAGGAGGACCACGAGGCCCUCAUGGGUCACCUGGGCAACAAGGUGCAGCUGGGAGUCAGGGGAUGCCAGGAGACGCUGGAGAACCAGGACAAAUGGGUGAGCCGGGUCAUCGAGGACCAGAGGGGCCUCCAGGGAAAACUGGACAUGAUGGAGAAGCUGGAGCUGCAGGUGCCUCAGGAGAACCAGGAUUUCCAGGAUCUCUGGGUGCGAGGGGAUUCCCAGGACUUCCAGGUCAUCCAGGACUUAAGGGUCUAAAGGGAAAUGGUGGUCUUGGUGGGUCAAGAGGCGGGUUUGGAUCGGUCGGAACUAAGGGUAAAUCUGGUACUCCGGGUACGAUGGGUGCUGCAGGCCCAAUGGGACCAGGGGGCAUGCAGGGAGAACGAGGCAGAGCCGGACCUACUGGUCCUCUGGGAAAACGUGGUGAAAACGGACAUGUUGGCAAACCUGGUCCUAUGGGUCCAAUAGGAAUCCAUGGAGUUCCAGGAUUUCCCGGUAACGCAGGAAUGAAGGGUGAAGCAGGACCAACAGGGGUCAGAGGAAGUCCAGGACGGCAGGGUUCCAGAGGGGAUGGGGGUCACCUGGGACCAGCUGGUCCACCGGGAGAGCAGGGUGCUGGUGGACCCGAUGGGGCUCCAGGUAGCCGCGGAUCUUCUGGUAUAGCAGGUGUCCAGGGUCCAGCAGGCCUGUUGGGUCAACCUGGUCCCCCCGGCCCCCAGGGAACUACUGGAACACCAGGACCAAAAGGCCAAUUGGGAGAAGGUGGACUGUCUGGAUUCAAAGGAGAAGCUGGAUUCAAGGGAGAAAGAGGCAACCACGGCGCUCCAGGUCCUUUGGGCCCGAUGGGAGAUGAAGGGAAGCGUGGACCCCGAGGUGAUGGAGGAUCCAUCGGAACUGCAGGAGCUUCAGGAGAGACAGGAGCUCCAGGAAAUAGAGGAUUCCCAGGUGCAGAUGGUUUACCAGGACAAAAGGGACUCCAGGGUGAGAGAGGGCUGGCAGGGUCGACCAGUGCCAAAGGUUUAUCUGGAGAUCCAGGACGUACUGGAGAGCCAGGUCUAACAGGAGCUCGGGGUCUAUCAGGACUUCUUGGCGUCCAGGGAUCAGAGGGAAAGCAAGGACCAAUGGGCUCAGCAGGAGACGAUGGUAAACAAGGCCCAGCUGGUUCCACGGGGAACCGAGGUUCUGCUGGACCGAUGGGCCUGCCCGGACCGAAAGGCUUCGCUGGUGAUGCUGGGAAGAUUGGAGAGGCCGGCAGCUCUGGGGCUCCAGGUCAAAGGGGGGUGAAUGGAAAAGACGGAGAGGAGGGCGCUGCUGGUCCAGCUGGUCCGGCUGGUCUUGCAGGAAAGAGAGGAGAGCAGGGACCACAGGGACUGCAUGGUUUCCAGGGUUUGCCAGGAAUGCCAGGACCACCAGGAGAGUCAGGAAAACCAGGUGUUGAGGGCCUUGCUGGAGAGGCUGGUGCUAGUGGAGCUACAGGUCCAAGGGGAGAAAGAGGCCCUCCAGGAGAGAGAGGUGAAAUCGGGUCCAAUGGGCUGCAGGGACCCAAAGGUAGUCCAGGUGCACCAGGACCAGAUGGGCCAAAGGGUAGCCUUGGUCCAAAGGGUGCUGUCGGAGAGGCGGGAGGUCCAGGACUUCAGGGGAUGCCAGGAGAGAGAGGCUUAUCUGGACCUUCAGGCCCAAAGGGAGAUGCAGGCUCUGCUGGAGAGGGCGGACCGGAGGGGAAAGAGGGAUCUGAUGGAGCUCGGGGGCUCCCUGGUGCUGUUGGACCUGCUGGUUCUGGUGGACCCAAUGGAGAGAGGGGAGAAACCGGCCCACCAGGACCUACAGGACGCCGAGGAACAAGAGGAACCACUGGUUCUACUGGUGACACUGGUCCUACUGGUGCCGUUGGCUUCCCUGGACCUGCUGGUCCGGAUGGUCAGCCUGGGGUCAAAGGUGACACAGGAGAGGCAGGUCUGAAGGGAGAGGGAGGAGCUCCUGGACCUCAGGGGAUGGCUGGGAGAUCAGGAGGACAGGGACCCGUUGGUGUGACUGGACUGAAAGGUGGCAGAGGAACACAGGGUGCAACAGGCUCUCCUGGUUUUCCUGGACUUCCUGGAGGAGUCGGACCAGUUGGUUCUAAUGGUGCUGUCGGACCAGACGGGCCCAUAGGUGCUCCUGGAAAGACCGGAGCUGGUGGGAUUGUCGGGGAGAACGGAUCUCCAGGACGUCAAGGAGAGAGCGGACCUGCAGGUGCACCGGGCAGCGCCGGAGAGAAGGGAGAGUCUGGAGAGGACGGCCAUGGGGGUCCUGAUGGGCCUCCAGGACCUAAUGGUGCCGCAGGACAGCGAGGGGUUGUGGGUCAGCCUGGACUCAGAGGAGAGGCCGGCAUGCUGGGUCUGCCAGGUCCUGCUGGUCCACCUGGAAAAUCCGGAGCUCCUGGAGUUAAGGGAGGCACAGGACCCGCAGGAGGAAUCGGUUUACCGGGAGCCAACGGGCCAAGAGGAGACGCCGGACCUGAGGGUUUCGCUGGAGCAGAUGGGCCUCCUGGGAAGGACGGCCUCAUCGGGGAGAGGGGAGACAGGGGUAAUGCUGGUCCAGAGGGUCUGCCUGGUACUCCAGGGUCUCCAGGAACAGAGGGUCCGAUUGGGAUGACGGGCGGUCCAGGACAAAGAGGCGAGAACGGUGCCAGAGGCACCGCUGGACCCCAAGGACCAGCUGGAGUACGAGGGAAAGUGGGCCCUCAAGGACCACAGGGAGAGAAAGGAGCAGCUGGAGAACAAGGAGAGAGGGGUCAGAAAGGUCACAGAGGUUUCACCGGACUCCAAGGUUUACCAGGAAUAUCUGGCGCCACAGGAGACCAUGGAGCGAUAGGUAUUGUUGGACCAGCUGGGCCGAGGGGUCCUCCAGGAGUGGCCGGUCCUCCAGGAAAGGAAGGAAACAUCGGUCAGCCCGGACCAAUGGGUGCUCCCGGAAGCAGAGGAUCCGGUGGGGAAAUCGGUGCACAGGGUCCACCUGGUGAUUCUGGACCCUCCGGCCCUCCAGGCCCCCCCGGACCUCCCACCUCGGCUUUUGAAGACCUCUAUGCUGGCCUUUACGACUACGAGGGUAACGGCGGCAUGCCCGAGGCCGUGGACUUCAUCGAGGACGACGUGGCUGCCGAUCUACCAGAGAUCAAUGGAGAUGAAGCUCUUCCCAAUAAGAAGUCUGCCGUCCUGCGUGCAGACACGGGGGUCCAGGCCACACUGAAGACCCUCAGCGGACAUCUGCAAAACCUCCGCAGUCCUGAUGGAAGCAAGGUGAACCCUGGGAAGAGCUGCCAGGACAUCAAGCAGUGCUACCCUCAGAAGCAGAGCGGUGAGUACUGGAUUGAUCCAAAUCAAGGAAGCACUAAAGAUGCCAUCAAGGUCUUCUGUAAUAUGGAAACUGGUGAAACCUGCAUCUCUGCCAACCCGGCCAACAUUCCCCGCAAAGCCUGGUGGACCAAAUCCAGUCCCAGCGCCAACAAACCCGUCUGGUUUGAAGCAGACAUGAACGGUGGAACCAAAUUCCGCUACGGAAACACUGAGGAGCAGCCCAACGUGGUGGCGGUUCAGAUAAAGCUGUUGCAGCUUUUGUCCAAGGAGUCGCACCAGAGCAUCACCUACCACUGCAGGAACAGCGUGGCCUAUAAAGACGAGAAGACCACCAACCUGAAGAAAGCUCUGGUCCUCAGAGGCUCCAACGGCCAGGAGCUGAGAGCGCAAGGAAACGUGCGCCUCCGGUACACCGUCCUCGAGGACGGCUGCACGAAAUCGAACGGAGAGUGGGGCAAGACGGUGAUUGAGAUCAGGACUCAAACUUCUGCCAGGCUGCCCGUCGUGGACGUGGCCCCCAUGGACAUUGGAAAACCAGAUCAGGAGUUUGGCCUGGACAUCGGCCCUGUGUGCUUCUCAUAAAACAACACAAGAUGGACAGAAACAGCCCUUUAUAGAGAAGGAACAUCAUCACCAGUAAAUUAGAGUAUAUGGACUCGUCUUUCUGUGAGCGUACAAGUCGAUGGAGGUAAGAUUCUUCUACACAUGGCUGCGUUUCCCAAAAGCUGUUGAAGUACAGUGUUUCUGCUGUAUGACAGGCAGGACACUAACGUAAUUUAUUCACCUACUAUCUGGAGCACCAGUACUCUACAGGGAAAUGCAUGUGGAUGGAAAAAGUGAAGUCUGAGGUGCUAACAUGAAACCUAAGUAGAGCUUAAAUGGAUUGUAAACUUGCAUAAACUGGAAAAACAGCCAAUAAUAUUAAAACUGAAAGAGAUGUAGUCUGAGAGCAGAUUACAUUAGAACUAUUAUAGUGAAUAAAAGCAAUAAACACUUUUCAUUUGGCUUUUUUUCUCCAGUAAAUGCACGUGCAGAGGCCUGGAUAGGGCAAGAGUUAAUAUAGCAAUGUUUUAAGUUCUUAAUUUUAAUGGAAUA
Molecule: messenger RNA, 5565 nt
Organism: Anoplopoma fimbria (sablefish)
Lineage: Eukaryota; Metazoa; Chordata; Actinopteri; Perciformes; Anoplopomatidae
Product: collagen alpha-2(V) chain-like
Exons: 57
Coding region: 1-5052 (1683 amino acids)
Cellular component (GO): collagen type V trimer
Molecular function (GO): extracellular matrix structural constituent; protein binding
Source: RefSeq, a predicted model, not a curated record